AUGAGGCUUUUUUGUCAUGUCUUCUUUCUUGCCUUGGCCUUGCGGGCUUCUCGUUCCAUGGCUUCCUCUUCUGCAGGGUCCCAGGAUUGGUCCUCUGCUAUUCUAAUAAUAGUCGAUCAAUCAGGAAAAGGAGAUUUUACAAAGAUUCAAGAUGCCAUCGAUGCUGUACCAUCAAACAACACUGAGCCAAUCUUCAUCAGGAUCGAACCCGGGAUCUAUAGGGAGAAGAUAGUUGUUCCAGCUGAUAAGCCCUUCAUAACAUUAAGUGGCACAAAAGCAAAAUCAACCAUCAUAACAUGGAACGAAGGUUGGAACACAGUGGAGUCUCCGACUGCUUCGGUCUUGGCUUCGGAUUUUGUUGGACGAUACCUUACAAUUCAGAACACAUUUGGCUCGAGUGGCCAAGCCAUCGCACUAAGAGUUGCUGGGGACAGGGUAGCCUUCUACGGUUGCAGGUUCUUUUCUUUUCAAGACACACUCCUUGACGAUACUGGCAGGCACUACUACACCAACUGCUACAUUGAAGGAGCCACCGAUUUCAUCUGCGGCAAUGGCCAAGCACUCUUUGAAAAAUGUCAUCUCCACUCAGUCUCAACGAAUGGUGGAGCCAUCACUGCACAGAGAAGGGAGAGUGCAUUAGACAAUACAGGCUAUAGCUUCGUAAGUUGCAAGGUGACAGGUGUGGGAGUUGGAACUACGUUUUUGGGACGACCAUGGGGAGCUUAUUCCCGGGUGGUGUUUGCGUUCACCUACAUGACCAAUUCGGUAGCAGCUCAGGGUUGGGAUGACUGGGGUGAUCCUAAUAAGCAGAGGACGGCGUUCUACGGGCAGUACAGGUGCUAUGGUCCUGGCUCGGACCUCUCAGGUAGAGUUGGAUGGUCUCGACCGCUUUCAGUGAGUGAAGCUUCUCAGUUCGUAACGAAGUCUUGGAUCGAUGGCCGGAAUUGGCUCAGGCCUCGUCCGGCCCAUUUCAGAAAUUUUUCAACCCUAAUUGUGAGAUCUCCAAAUGGUAGCGGAUAGCUACAACAGAAGCUACUCAAUUCGAUCUUGUAAAUAUUACAAUUCAUUUAAACUUCGAUUAUUUUAUUGUAUAAAGCGGUGAUUGUUUGUUCAAAUGACUGAAAGGAAUAUGUAUGCAUAUUUGA
Molecule: messenger RNA, 1145 nt
Organism: Elaeis guineensis (African oil palm)
Lineage: Eukaryota; Viridiplantae; Streptophyta; Magnoliopsida; Arecales; Arecaceae
Product: putative pectinesterase 11
Biological process (GO): cell wall modification; pectin catabolic process
Molecular function (GO): pectinesterase activity
Source: RefSeq, a predicted model, not a curated record